Messenger RNA from Plasmodium vinckei vinckei, 2034 nucleotides. Its product is annotated as dihydrolipoyl dehydrogenase, apicoplast, putative. NCBI's taxonomy places the organism in Eukaryota, Apicomplexa, Aconoidasida, Haemosporida, Plasmodiidae. Bases 1 to 2034 code for a protein of 677 amino acids. The transcript has a single exon. The record is from RefSeq and is a predicted model, not a curated record. Gene Ontology annotation, cellular component: mitochondrion; oxoglutarate dehydrogenase complex. Gene Ontology annotation, molecular function: dihydrolipoyl dehydrogenase (NADH) activity; flavin adenine dinucleotide binding.
AUGGGAAUAAUAACCCAAAUUAAACUCCACAAAUUAAGUGCAAUUACUUUAAUAUGUGUAAGUUUCCUCUUUAUUUUAAAAAAAAAUGAAGGAGUUAAAAUUUUACAAGAUACUAAAUCUAUUUCUCCAUUGAAUACAAAUUGGAUAAUGAAAAAAGGAUGUAACAUUGCACUAUUUCCUUGUAAAAAAAAAAAAUUUUUCAUAGACUUACAAAAUUACAAAAUAUUUUUCCCUACAAAUGGUAGUAUAAAGUAUAGUGAAAAAAUAAAAUCCAAAUUAAAUGCUAAAUCAGAAAAUAAUGAUACACCUAAAAUGGAAAUAAUGCCAAACGAAUAUGAUGUUGCAAUAUUAGGAUGUGGUGUUGGUGGUCAUGCAGCUGCUAUAAAUGCAAUGGAGAGAAAUUUAAAAGUUGUUAUGUUUGCAGGAGACGAAGAAUCUUUAGGAGGUACUUGUGUUAAUGUUGGUUGUAUUCCAAGUAAGUCCUUACUAUAUGCAACAAAUAAAUAUAGAGAAUUAAAAAAUAUGAGUAAAUUAUGUAGCUAUGGCAUAUAUAGUAAUGCUUAUAUAGAUAAAGAAAAAGAUCAAGUAAAAAGCACACAAUUAAUAGCAGAUAGUAUAUGUAUUAAUACAGACAAAUUAAAAGAAUAUACACAAAAUGUUAUUAAAAAAUUAAAAAAUGGAAUAACACAUGGUAUGAAAAAUACAAAAUUUACUCGAAAUUCUCAAUCUGUUCAGGUAGUUUAUGAUCAUGGCUAUAUUAUUGAUAAACAUACUAUACAAAGUAAAAAAAAUAAACAAAUAUAUAAAACAAAAAAUAUUAUAUUAGCAACUGGAUCAACUCCAAAUGUACCACAAAAUAUUCAAGUCGAUCAAAAAACGGUAUUUACUAGUGAUCAAGCAGUAAAUCUACAAGGUCUUAAAAAUUAUAUUUCUAUAAUUGGUAUGGGUAUAAUAGGAUUAGAAUUUUCAGACAUAUAUACAGCAUUAGGAUCUGAAGUUACAUUUUUUGAAUACUCCUCUCAAUUUCUUCCUUUUGUUGAUACAGAUGUUGCUAAAUAUUUUGAAAAUGCCUUUUUAAAAAAUAAACCUAUUAAUUAUUUCCUAAACACAGAAAUCAAGUAUGUCUAUCCAGCUUCGACCAACAAACCUGUUGUCAUUGGUUAUUCGUCCCGACCUAAAACUGAUUCUGCUUCAGAAAAUUAUACUACUGAAACAGAUACAGAACCUGUUAAGGAACUUCAUGUAGACAGUUGCCUAAUCGCUACUGGUAGAAAACCAAAUACUGAAAAUAUCGGCCUUGAAAAUUUAAACGCUAAAAUGAAUAAAGGCUUUGUUUCAGUAGAUGAUCAAUUACGGGUUCAAAUAGAACCCAUUCAAAAAACAAACCAAAGCAAUGCCGAUAUAAACAAAUCAAUUGAUACCCAAGUACAUGAUAACAUAUUUUGCAUCGGAGAUGCAAACGGUAAACAGAUGCUGGCACACACAGCCUCACAUCAAGCCUUAAGAGUAAUUGACUACAUAGAUAAAAAAGAAAACAAAAAAGAGAACAAAAAAGAAAUUAUAGAUUCAGUUGAAAACAUAUCCAAUAAACCUAUAAUAUAUAAAAAUAUACCAUCUGUUUGUUAUACUAAUCCAGAGUUAGCAUUUGUCGGAGUUUCUGAAAAAGAAGCAAAAAAAUUGUAUCCUGAUUCUGUAGAUGUAGAAAUAACUUAUUAUAAAUCAAACUCAAAAAUUUUAUGCGAAAAUAAUAUAUCAUUAAAUAGUAAUAAAAAUAAUUCAUAUAAUAAAGGGUCAUAUAAUUUUAAUGACAAUAGUAAUGGCAUGGUUAAAAUGAUUUAUAAUAAAAAUACAAAACAAUUACUUGGUGUUUUUAUAGUUGGUAAUUAUGCUUCUAUAUUAAUUCAUGAAGCUGUUUUAGCUAUCAAUCAUAAUUUAACUAUUUAUGAUUUAGCAUAUAUGGUUCAUUCUCAUCCAACUGUUAGCGAAGUUUUAGAUACAGCUUUCAAAUCAGCUUCAGGAAUCAGAACCCAUUAG